This is a messenger RNA of Parastagonospora nodorum SN15, 1029 nucleotides long. RefSeq lists its product as hypothetical. Lineage: Eukaryota; Fungi; Ascomycota; Dothideomycetes; Pleosporales; Phaeosphaeriaceae. The transcript is spliced from 4 exons. Bases 1 to 1029 code for a protein of 342 amino acids. The record is from RefSeq and is a predicted model, not a curated record.
AUGUCGGACAUCCCAGGCACUCCCCCAAAUCUCCCACUGGACAGUCGUUCCAACGCCUUAAAGAUACCAAUUAUUGUAUUGGUAACCUUCAGCUCGAUUUUCGUGCUGUUCCGACUAGUUGUGAGCUUUAGAAAUCGGAACUUCUUCUUGUUGACGGAUCAUCUACUCUGGACUGGACAUGUUCUCGCCAUAGCUGGCGCAGCUUGCUGCUAUGUAAUGGCUGAUUAUGGUGGUGGCAAACACAUAUGGGAUCCGGUCUUCAAAGAUCCAGCGAAUUUGAGGGAAUACCUACGUUUCCUAUGGUUUGGUCAAUUACUGAACUUGUACGGAAUGGCGCUGGUAAAGCUGAGCAUUUGCGCAUACAUUUUCAUGCUCAAUUUCUCCAAAGGCUUUCGCGCACUGAUCUUGGCAUCAGUUGUUGUGCACAUAGGUCUGAACUUCGUCUUUCCGACAGUUAUUCUGUUCGGAGAGUGCACGCCAUACUCGAAGCACUGGGAUGCUCUGGGAACGCAGCCUGGAAGUUGUUGGUCUACAAAGCCAAAGGUCAUCUCAGUGUGGGGCGUCCGCAUAGUCUUCUUGCUCGGCCUCAUCACAACAACAAUUUCCGCACUCAAGCUGUACGAGAUGAAGUCACUCAACAGCUCCCCAGACCCGACAUACAGCUCAGUGAACUUGAGUGUGUACGCGAUUGCAGAAGUCUUCGUGGGCGUUUUUACAGCGUGUCUACCACCACUUCGCAAGACCUUUGAUGGAAUUCUGCGCAAAGUUCUGCCUGAUGGUCUUAUGUCGUCAAACAAUACCAAAUCACGGCAAAGCUAUGCGCUCAAAGCGUUCAGCGACCCAUUAAACAGUGCGAGCAAGCCAUCGAAAUCAGAAUUUACAAGCGAUGGAGAUAGCGAUUACGCGAUAUUGGAAGCAGAGACAAGCAGGAUACACGGAUCACAAGACGACAUAAUCAAAACCACGCAGGUCACUGUAACAGUAGACGAUCAAGCCUCAGAAAGGCAAGAAAGGGACGAAUGGGUAUGA